Molecule: messenger RNA, 2173 nt
Organism: Acromyrmex echinatior (Panamanian leafcutter ant)
Lineage: Eukaryota; Metazoa; Arthropoda; Insecta; Hymenoptera; Formicidae
Product: putative ATP-dependent RNA helicase DDX43
Molecular function (GO): RNA binding; ATP binding
Source: RefSeq, a predicted model, not a curated record
AUCAUAGCGCAGUGCGACAUGUAUUGAAACGGAUGCCGGCAACCUCAAAAGGCAUCGAUUUUCCUUUCGAGCGACAAUCAUUCAUUCAGCGACAAUCGAACUGAUCCAAACUGAUCGAACAAGCAAGUAUUAAUUUUAAAUAGAAGAAUUUCUAUUAUUUUUGACAAUGGAUGACAAUUGGGAAAGUGAUAAUAGAACAUCAAGGAGAUAUGAUCGAGGUUAUGAUCAUAGGAGAGGAAAUAGAAGGGAACGAGAAAGUCAAUUUUAUAGACGCUCUAACAGAUCAUUUGGAGAUAACAAUGACUCGAGUAGACAGAAGUAUAAUAAUGAUUCGUAUAGAAAGAGUGAUGAAAAAUCAGAUGGUACAAACGGACUGGUUAUGUACAUUGAUAGCAGUAACAUUGGAAGACUCAUCGGGAGGGGUGGCAGCAAAAUUAAAGCUCUACAAGAAGAUAGUGGUGCUAGAAUUAAUAUCGACAAACAAUAUAAUGAAAAUGGACAGAGUGCUGUGACACUAACUGGUACAGAUGAUGCGCAACAACGAGCUAAGAAUUUAAUAAAGGAGUUAUUAACUGAAAGGGGUGGAACUGAAAGGGGUGUAACUGAAAGAAGUAAUACACAUGAAAAUGAAUCAGUGCAAAAAACAACAUCUCAGCCUGAAGAAAAGGAAGACAUUGAUUGGGCUAAUUUUGAUUGGAACAAGGCUAAUGAAGAAUAUGAGGAACGUCAGAAGCAGAAAUGGGCGGCUUUACCUCCUAUUAUAAAAAAUUUUUACAAAGAAGAUCUAGCCAUUGCUAAUAUGCCACAGUCAGUGGUAACUCAAUUCAGGAAAACUAACAAUAACAUAGAAGUUAGACAUGUUUUUGAAAACACGGGAGGUUCUGAUGAAAACAUGAAAAUACCAAAUCCUGUGCAAACUUUUGAACAGGCUUUCCAUGAGUUUCCAGAUAUCCUUACGGAAAUACGAAAACAAAACUUUGAAAAACCAAGUCCUAUACAAUGUCAGGCAUGGCCUAUUCUACUGAGUGGUCAGGAUCUCAUUGGGAUAGCGCAAACUGGAACAGGAAAAACUCUUGCCUUUUUACUGCCUGCUUUGAUUCACAUCGAUGGGCAAGUAACUCCACGCGACAAACGUACUGGGCCAAAUGUUCUUGUUAUGGCUCCGACAAGAGAAUUGGCAUUGCAGAUUGAAAAGGAAGUAGGAAAAUACUCUUAUCAUGGAAUUAAAGCGGUGUGCGUAUAUGGUGGUGGAAAUCGUAAAACGCAAAUAGACACUGUGACAAAAGGUGUGCAAAUUGUAAUUGCAACUCCCGGAAGAUUAAACGAUUUGGUUCAAGCAAAUGUAUUGGAUGUGUCGGCUGUGACGUAUCUUAUACUCGAUGAAGCAGAUCGUAUGUUGGACAUGGGUUUCGAACCUCAAAUUCGUAAGACUCUUCUAGGUGUACGACCAAAUAGACAAACUGUUAUGACAAGCGCUACAUGGCCUCAGGGUGUAAGACGCUUAGCUCAGUCAUACAUGAAAAAUCCGAUUCAAGUAUUUGUUGGAUCGCUUGACUUGGCAGCUGUUCAUUCUGUAACACAGAGGAUUUACAUGGCUAAUGAAGACGAGAAAACAGAUAUGAUGCAUCAGUUCUUCCAAGAAAUGGGUCCUCAAGAUAAGGUCAUAGUAUUUUUCGGUAAGAAAUCAAAAGUGGACGAUGUCUCUAGUGAUCUGGCUUUAACGAAUAUCGAUUGUCAGAGUAUUCACGGUGAUAGAGAUCAAUCAGAUAGAGAACAAGCAUUAGAAGAUCUGAAGACUGGAGCUGUUCAGAUCCUUCUUGCGACCGACGUGGCUAGUCGAGGAAUCGAUAUUGAAGAUAUUACACACGUAUUGAAUUAUGACUUCCCACGGGAUAUAGAGGAAUACGUUCACCGAGUCGGUCGUACUGGACGCGCAGGUCGAACAGGUGAAAGUAUCACUUUUAUGACAAGACAGGACUGGCACCAUGCUAAAGCACUCAUUGAUAUUCUUGAAGAGGCUAAUCAGGAAGUACCUGAGGAAAUAUAUAAAAUGGCUGAAAGAUAUGAUGCAUGGAAAAAGAAAAAAGAACAAGAAGAUCCAUACGGAAGAAGCAACAGAGGCGGUAGACGCGGCUAUCGUAGGAUGUAAAAUGAUUAAUUAAUGAUGCUAGGA